Molecule: messenger RNA, 1787 nt
Organism: Medicago truncatula (barrel medic)
Lineage: Eukaryota; Viridiplantae; Streptophyta; Magnoliopsida; Fabales; Fabaceae
Product: pectinesterase
Exons: 2
Coding region: 1-1767 (588 amino acids)
Biological process (GO): cell wall modification
Molecular function (GO): pectinesterase activity; enzyme inhibitor activity
Source: RefSeq, a predicted model, not a curated record
AUGGCUGGAGGAGAUGCACAAAAAGGAAGAAGAAUCGCCAUAAUUGGCGUAUCUACCUUGUUAUUGGUGGCUAUGGUUGUUGCUGUAACGAUUAGCAUAAACCAAAACCAAAAUGAUGUUAAGGACGAUUUUAAGGAUGAUUUAGCAGACAACAAAAAGAAUCAUGUUGCUUCUACAUUGAAAGCGGUGCAAACUAUUUGUCAUCCCACCACUUACAAGAAGGAAUGUGUUGAAUCCCUCGUAGUGGAGGCUGAGGCUGGCAAUGUCACCGACCCAAAAGAACUCAUUAAAAUCGCAUUCAAUGUUACCAUCAAUAAAAUUGGUGAAAAACUCAAGGAAACUGAAAUGUUUAGCGAGAUCGAGAAGGAUCCUAGAUCCAAGGAUGCACUUGAUACUUGCAAGCAGCUUAUGCAUCUUUCAAUUGGUGAAUUCACAAGGUCACUUGAUGGAAUAAGCGAGUUUGAUCUAAAACAUAUGAACCAAAUUCUCAUGAAUUUGAAGGUUUGGCUCAAUGGUGCUGUCACAUACAUGGAUACAUGCUUAGAUGGAUUUGAAAACACUACUGGUGACGCUAGUAAAAAAAUGAAACACUUAUUAACAUCAAGCAUACACAUGAGUAGCAAUGUCCUGGCUAUUGUUUCAAAUUUCGCUGACACAGUCUCUGAUAUGAAUGUAUCCAAACUUUUUGGACGUCGUCUCCUUCAAGAUUCUGAGAUUCCUUCUUGGGUUGAACAUCGCAUACUCCUUGAUGCAAUGACAAACAAAUCAAAACCAAAGCCUAAUGUUACCGUAGCUUUAGAUGGUAGUGGUGAUUUUAAGAGCAUAAAUGAGGCAUUGAAAAAGGUUCCUGGUGAGGAGGAUGAAACACCAUUUGUGAUCUACAUUAAGGCAGGUGUUUACCGAGAGUAUGUUGAAGUUUUAAAAAAUAUGACACAUAUUGUGUUUGUUGGUGAUGGUGGUAAGAAGUCGAUAAUCACUGGCAACAAAAACUAUAUGGAUGGAGUUACCACCUACCAUACCACCACUGUUGCUAUUCAAGGAGAUCACUUUACCGCCAUUAACAUGGGUUUUGAGAAUUCAGCUGGUCCACAAAAACAUCAAGCAGUGGCACUAAGAGUUCAAGGAGAUAAGACUAUCUUCUUCAAUUGCUCAAUGGAUGGAUAUCAAGACACACUUUAUGUACACGCCAUGCGUCAAUUUUACCGUGACUGUACUAUUUCAGGUACCAUCGACUUUGUCUUUGGUAAUGCAGAAUCGGUAUUCCAAAACUGCAAAUUCGUGGUCCGAAAGCCUAUGUCAAACCAACAAUGCAUUGUGACCGCACAAGGAAGAAAAGAAAUAACUGGACCAUCAGCAAUAGUCAUCCAAGGAGGCUCUAUUGUUGCUGACCCUGAGUUCUAUCCAGUCAGGUUUGACCACAAGUCCUACCUAGCCCGUCCAUGGAAGAAUUUCUCUAGGACUAUCAUCAUGGAUACAUUCAUCGAUGAUUUGAUUCAUCCCGAUGGUUUUUUUCCAUGGCAUACAGAAGUGGGGCCUAUUAACAUGGACACUUGCUUCUAUGCUGAAUACCAUAACUAUGGCCCUGGUUCAAACAAAUCAAAGCGUGUGAAAUGGGCUGGAAUCUAUAACAUCAAUUCAAAGGCUGCACAUAGGUUUGCACCAUCCAAGUUCUUCCAUGGUGGUGACUGGAUUAAGGACACUGGAAUUCCUUACUUUCCAACUAUACCUGAACACAAGAAGCACAAAAAGACAGUGCUUAAAUGGUGAUCUUGAUGUUAUGCUCAGGG